Molecule: messenger RNA, 1423 nt
Organism: Oncorhynchus nerka (sockeye salmon)
Lineage: Eukaryota; Metazoa; Chordata; Actinopteri; Salmoniformes; Salmonidae
Gene: mcidas
Product: multiciliate differentiation and DNA synthesis associated cell cycle protein
Exons: 7
Coding region: 115-1242 (375 amino acids)
Biological process (GO): negative regulation of DNA replication; negative regulation of cell cycle
Cellular component (GO): nucleus
Source: RefSeq, a predicted model, not a curated record
UGACAACAACUGCAGUUUGGUUCAGUAUAUAAUCUUGGUCUGGUGAGUCUGGGACUAAUUCUGGGCUACUACAGAGAUAAAUCUGUGUCCAUCUGAAACUGAAUCACAGGGAGAAUGUAUGGAGAAAGAAAAGUGUUCGGGACUAUCUGUCCAAACACAGUGGCUCCUCAUCAGAAUCAAGACAGAAGACAGACAGCAGCUAGAAAGGGCAGACCGAGGCUCCCCAGGAGCAGCAGCCCGGUCGCAGUUUAUGUGGACCGGAAUCCCUGCAUCGUUGAAGAGGCAUUCGCAACGAUAGCAUGGGAUGACUUGGAGGAAUGCGCGUCCGUGAUGAGGCGAGAGAGCGACUCCCUGGGUUCCCAGGUGAAUGAUUCCGACGGAGAUGACCACGACUUCGGGGAAUAUGCCCUGGACUUUAUAGCUGACUCUCCAGCCACAUUGGAGCGCAGUCUGUCUCCAGCUGAUCUGGUGGCCUUCCAAGGAUGUAUCAUCCCUCCUCUCACCCCCCAGCGGGAGCCCUGUCCAGAGGACAAGGACCAGCAGGGUUACCCUUCCUCAGACCCAGGCCUCGGCCAGCAUCAGGCCCAGGAUGGGUUACUCUGGAGGGGCAUUGCUCAGCACCACACCAGGGUCCUGGGACACACACUGGAGACCAACAGCCAGCUUCACCUGACUGUGAGCAGGAGGCAGGAGGAGAUUAACGCUCUGCUGCAACGCAAUGUCCACCUCAGAGAACUGGCCACCAGAGCUAAACACCUAGCCUCUGUCCUGGAUAAGCUGAUGAUGGUGAGGGAACCAUCAUGUUUUCGACAACCCUCAACAUCCCCCUGUGACGAACCCCCCAUGUCAACACUCCCAUGUAAGAGGCAGCGUCUGGAAGACACUUGUGACGACACAUCGCCCCCUGGGUGUGUGGAAGACAUCCUACGGGAUGUCAGCGAGCGCUGCAACACCGUCCUGCACCACAGCACAGUUCAAACACCUCUUACCCAGGAUAAUGACCCAGAGAGAAUACUGAUGUUCGGAGCGUUCUCUGGACUGCAGACAUCCAGGACCACAGGUGGCGCUGUGGUGAGCAUGGAGGACACAGAGGCAGGAGAGAGCAGUAGUGACUCGUCUUUCAGGACUUCAAUUAGGGAACACUGUACGAUCAGGACUCAGACCUUCCCUCACGGACACGCCUUCACCUCCAGGACGACCCAGGGUGGGUACCGCUUCCGCUGGGUUCCCAGCCAGAGCUAGCCGUUAGCGGUACUGGGUUCCCAGCCAGAGCUAGCCGUUAGCGGUACUGGGUUCCCAGCCAGAACUAGCCCUUAGCGGUACUGGGUUCCCAGCCAGAACGAGCCCUUAGUGGUACUGGGUUCCCAGCCAGAGCUAGCCGUUAGCGGUACUGGGUUCCCAGCCAGAGCUAGCCCUUAGCGAU